Molecule: messenger RNA, 624 nt
Organism: Mesorhabditis spiculigera
Lineage: Eukaryota; Metazoa; Nematoda; Chromadorea; Rhabditida; Rhabditidae
Source: the annotation of a GenBank genome assembly
AUGGGAGGCCUUUUCUCAAAGAAGCCGCGCUCGCCGACGCCUAUCAAGAAUUGUGAAAUCACAGAACAAGAUCAAGCUAUUAUCAGAUUGAAAACACAGCGCGAUCGUAUCAAGCAGUACAUGAAGGGCAAGCAAAAAUGUAUGGAUAAGGAGAAGGAGCUGGCGAGGAAGUUAAUACAAGAAGGUCGAAAAGAUCGCGCUCUACUAAUCUUGAAGAAGAAGCGCUAUCAAGAGAAGACAUUUGAGAAUCUUCUUGCACAACUCUCGAAUAUUGAAACGAUGGUGAACGACCUGGAAUUCGCGCAAAUUCAACAGCAAGUGGUCAACUGUUUGUCGGACGGCAAUGAGGCGCUGAAGAAUAUGAAUAAGCUGUUCGAUAUGGAUGACCUUGAGCGGAUCAUGGACGAGACGAAGGAGGCAGCCGAAUAUCAGGAAGAAAUUUCCAAUAUGCUCUCCGGAAAGCUGGAUGCUACGGAUUUGGUCGACGUCGAGGCCGAGCUUGCGGCACUGCUGGAUCACGAGGGCAAAAUGCAGCUCCCCGACGUGCCGACGAAUCCGAUGCCGGAAGUACAGCGAGAACGAGAAGCCGAGGGCCGCAAGAAGGAGCGCGUCGCGUUGGAAGCA